This is a messenger RNA of Phascolarctos cinereus (koala), 3714 nucleotides long. NCBI's taxonomy places the organism in Eukaryota, Metazoa, Chordata, Mammalia, Diprotodontia, Phascolarctidae. The record is from RefSeq and is a predicted model, not a curated record.
CCCAGCCAGAAACAGAGGGAGGGGGAUGAGAGAAGCACCAACUUCGGGAAGCAGAGGGAGAUUGAGAAACAGAGGAAAGGAGAAGGAGAGAGAGAAGGAAGGAGAGAGACACAGAAACUAGAGUGAAACAGAAAGAUACAGGGAAAGAAAAAAAGACAGAAAGAAGAGGAGAGGGAGUUACAGUGACAGACGGACAAAGUGGAAGCUAAAGGGGGCAGCGACAGAGGUGGUAAGGUAAAUGUGAAACCCGUUCCCCUAGAGGUAACCCCAGAGCAGCCUAGCAGGUUCAGAUCAGCACCAACAGCAUAAGACGAAGCUCUGAAGAAUGAGUUUCUGGAGAUGAUGAAGUCUAAGAAUUCCCUGAGUGUCAGCCUUAGAAGGAGGAGGCUCAGGGAGGGAGGAGCUCCCAGAUGUCCACCUCUCAUGCUCUCCAAGGACCAGCCCAGCAGAGGACUGAAAUGUCGGAUUCAGAAACUGAGAUCAAGAUGAGCAGUAAGCCUGAAUCUAAAAGCCAAACUGAGCCAGUCCAGAAGAGGCUCUGUUCCAACUUAUUUCUCAGCAUCAAGGUCUUUGUACUGUGCCACAGCCUGCUUCAGCUGGCCCAGCUCAUGAUCUCAGGCUACCUGAAGAGCUCCAUCUCUACCAUAGAGAAACGCUUUGGCCUGUCCAGUCAGACCUCGGGGCUCCUGGCUGCCUUCAAUGAGGUGGGGAACACGACCCUCAUCGUCUUCGUGAGCUACUUUGGGAGCCGGGUCCACCGGCCCCGUCUGAUUGGCCUGGGAGCUGUCCUAGUCGCACUGGCAGGGCUCCUCAUGAGCCUUCCCCACUUCAUUGCUGAACCCUAUCGUUUUGACCACGUUGACCUUGACUUGCCUCAGGACUCUGCUUCUUCCUUAUGCGUGCUGCCCACUCCCCCCCCAGCGCUGCCCACGCCCCCCCCAGCACUGCCCACGUCCCCCCCAGCGCUGCCCACGUCCCCUCCAGCGCUACCCACCCCUCCCCCAGUGUUGACCAAGCCCCCCUCAGCAGUGGUUGUGGUCUCUGUUGGACUCAAAAACCGAAGCAACAGCAGCUGUGCCUUGUACUCGGAGGCACGGCAGGUAGCAGUGGUGGGGAUCAUGUUCCUGGCACAGACCUUGCUUGGUAUAGGUGCUGUGCCCAUCCAGCCCUUUGGAAUCUCCUACAUCGAUGACUUUGCCCACCCCAGCAAUUCUCCCCUCUACUUAGGGAUCCUGUUUGCUGUGACUCUCAUUGGACCAGGGUUGGCCUAUGGGCUUGGAAGCCUCAUGCUGAGAUUUUAUGUGGAUAUUGACCGGAUGCCUGAAGGAGGCACCUCCCUGACUCCAAAGGACCCACGCUGGGUGGGUGCCUGGUGGCUGGGAUUCUUGGUCUCUGCUGGUGCUGUGACUUUGACUGCCCUCCCUUAUUUCUUCUUUCCCCGGGAGAUGCCAAAGGAGAAGCAGGAGCUUAGUUUCCGGAAACAUAUCUCGCCUUCGCUCGAUGACAACGGAGAGAGCUCUCUCAACAAGCAGGGGACAAGGAACUCCCCAGAGAAAGAAAAGGAUGGAGAGGCUCAGAUUGCCCCAGACCUUACUGUGAUACAGUUCAUCAAAAUCUUCCCCCAAGUGCUACUACGGAAUCUGCGCCACCCCAUCUUCCUCCUUGUGGUCCUGGCCCAGGUCAACAUGUCCUCCAUGGUGGCUGGGAUGGCCACCUUUCUGCCUAAGUUCCUGGAGCGCCAGUUCUCUGUCACAGCCUCCUUCGCCAACCUGCUCAUUGGUAGUAUCAGCAUUCCUGCAGCCAUAGUGGGCAUCAUGACCGGGGGAAUCCUGGUUCAUCGCCUCCACUUGGGCCCCACACGCUGUGCAGCUGUUGGUAUCACAGGGGGCCUCAUCUGUGUAGUAUUUGGUCUGCCACUCUUCUUCAUGGGCUGCCCCACCCACCCUAUCGCCAAUGUCUACGGGCCCAGCUCUCUUCUUGAAAAAGAAGACUUCCUAAACUGUACCCAGAAGUGUUCCUGCUCCAAGAGUGACUUCAACCCUGUGUGUGACACCUGGAACCGCACUGAGUACCUCACCCCCUGUCAGGCUGGCUGCACAGGGAUGAAGGGGGAUCCAGGUGCAGGUCAAGUCUCAAUCACCUACACCAACUGCAGGUGCCUCAUUUCGGGAGUUAAGGAUAGUUCUGUCACGUCUGGUUCCUGUGAAUCAUCCUGUAGUCACCUGUUGCUUCCCUUCAUCCUCUUCAUCAGUCUUGGAGGGGCCAUGGGCAGUAUCACUCACACACCCUCCUUCAUGCUCAUUCUAAGGGGGGUGAAGAAUGAAGAUAAGUCUUUGGCUGUUGGAAUGCAGUUCAUGUUGCAGAGAGUUUUAGCCUGGAUGCCCAGCCCCGUGAUCCAUGGUAUUGCUAUUGACACUGCCUGUGUCUUCUGGGCUGAUACCUGUGGGACACGGUCCGUUUGUCGAUACUAUGACCAUACCCGCCUCAGGCAUCGGUUCAUUGGGCUUCAGUUUUUCUACAAGCUAGGCACACUGGUCUGCUUCACCCUGGUGUUCAUCAUCCUACGACAGCAGGAGAAGGAGGCGGCUCGCUCUAGGUCCCAGCAUGGCUCUGUUUCCCAGGAGGAGAAGUUGAUCCUCAGCUCAGAGAAGAGAUCUGGGGAAUCCAUAGUGUGAGAGAGCUGCCUCAGGCCCGGUCUGCCUCCCUACUCCAUUCUGGAGUGGGCAAAGGACCCUACCAAAGAUGGGGAGAAGGGAUGAUAUCUGUAACAAAUAUAGUCUUCAUUGGAGUCCUCUACAAGGGGAUGGUGUUGGGGCUAUGUCUAAGUGAAAGAGGAGACUGGUCACCUGGAUUCUUGUCCCCAAAGAACCAUUUGGGGACUGGAAGACACUGUCAGAUGCUCUCUCAGUACUCUCAUUUUCUUGUAGUGAGAAAGCCUCAGAUAGAGAGCCUUAUUCCAUACAGAGCUAGAGAUUACCAAAAGCCAAUCUCCAUUAUGAUCUGACCAUCCUGCUUGCUUUCAAGGUUGGCUCAUCUCUGCUACCCACAGACAGAGACCAAUGGAUUUUUUCUCCAGUGAUCUCAGCUCUCCUAGAAACAAAGAGACAAGAGGACCAACCCCCAAGGUCACCAUAUAAAUUCACACAUGGGGAAAUGGAGGGACAGGAUUCCAAGCUCACCAUGAAUAUGGGAGCUUCCGUGUUCCUGGACCUCAUCUCAACCUGUUGCCGAGGAAAUACGUGCCAAGGAUGCUGAGCACUCAUCUCCAGGAAUGAAUCAGCAAUCACUAACAUCAAGAGAUUGACUGUCCCUUGUAUACUCAGCCUCCAUUCUUUAUACUCUCCCUUUGAUCAUUCUUAGAGCCCAGGCUGAGAACAACUAGGCCCAGAUUCCUUUGCCUAAGCUCCUGGCAGGUUUGCACAUUUGCCUGGGGGCAGUGAUAUUUCAUUAUACCAUUGCAUUUAUCCAGAGGUAUGGUUCCCCUUGCUUUCACAAGCCAUUGUUUACACAAACUAUAGAUAGUCACUUUUUACCUUUGGCCAGGCCUUCAUCCAAGGUAUUCCUCCUCUUUUCUAACAAAACAAAUGCUUCUUCUUGCCAAAUUCCUGCCCAAGCCCACGUCCCUCAUCCAGAACUGACAUAAAGCAGAGAUUUCCCCCAACCUUUUGGAUGAGAAAAGGUUGCCUAUAAUCUCUACUAAAUCUUUAGAGUCAC